AUGCCAGGGGCAUGUAAAGAGCGCACUAUUCAGACGGCACUUUCGUACGCCGUCGCCGUAGUGUCGAUAUCAACGGACUGGAUCUUUGCGACCCUACCCAUAUUCCUGCUUUGGGAUGUACAACUAGACUGGCGAGUCAAAAGCUCCGUGAUAGCCAUGCUUGGUCUAGGAGUCUUCGCCUCCAUUGCUCCAAUCGUGCGUCUUAAGUUUCUCAUCGGCUUAAACGAUCCGAACAGGCUUCUACAGAAUCUCGGCGAGAUCCUCGCCUGGGCUUGCGCUGAGAUGAAUGUCGGCAUGUUUGUCGCCAAUCUGCCCGCCUGCCGUCCCAUACUCACCAAUCUCAUCUCGCACUUUUCGUCUUCGUUCCGAAGCCGGUCUGGACCUUCACACAAUUAUGGCUCGUCGAAGAAGCCAUAUGCCCGUGGCUCACUGCGUGGUGGCGAUCCCGCAUCGAAACACUGGAUGGAGCUUGACGAGCGACCAGAGAGCACUGGGCUGAACAACCAUUUGGGCAACAAAUCCAAGGAUGUGGGUGUCGAGACGAAAAUCUAUGGUGACUUGGAUGAAAUCAGCAAUAUAAGCUCUGAACGUGAUGAUGGAAGCCAAAAGCGUAUUGUUAACAAGCGACCAAGUGGCGAUGGCAUUCAGGUUAACGUUCAGAAAGACUUCAAAGUCGAGAUCACUAGCGGGAAGCAGUUACCACCGUUGCCUAGGCUACCGUCGGAACCAGUCUGA
Messenger RNA from Alternaria postmessia, 735 nucleotides. RefSeq lists its product as uncharacterized. The transcript has 3 exons. NCBI's taxonomy places the organism in Eukaryota, Fungi, Ascomycota, Dothideomycetes, Pleosporales, Pleosporaceae. The coding region runs from base 1 to 735 and encodes 244 amino acids. The record is from RefSeq and is a predicted model, not a curated record.